Coffea eugenioides is the source of this 2123-nucleotide messenger RNA. RefSeq names its product xyloglucan galactosyltransferase XLT2. Gene Ontology annotation, molecular function: galactosyltransferase activity. Lineage: Eukaryota; Viridiplantae; Streptophyta; Magnoliopsida; Gentianales; Rubiaceae. Gene Ontology annotation, biological process: xyloglucan biosynthetic process. The transcript has a single exon. The record is from RefSeq and is a predicted model, not a curated record. Bases 363 to 1877 code for a protein of 504 amino acids.
GAAAUAGCCAAAGCUUUAUCUUGCAAGCUUUCGGCUUUGGGAAAUAUAACGGAAAAUUAUGUACUGCUACUGCUCUUAGUCUUGCUUGACUUAUAUUUAGUGUUUUACACUGCAGUGAGUAGACGAGAGUUGAUUUCGCAUUCCACUGUUCUCAGUUCUCACUUGUCUGCUCAACCCCAGCCUUGAGCCUUCGUCGCUUUACAAAACUGAAGUCCCGUCUCUUCUCUCCUCUAUCUAAUUCUCCCACCUUUCUUUUUUCCUAUCAACCGCCACCACCAGAUUUCCCGGCGAAAGUUCGCCGUUACCACGCUUUUUUUUUCCUGCUUUCUAGGUAUCGGAAUACGCUUCUCCUCCUUGUUCUCAUGCUUCCUAUAUCUAUGACAACCCCUCCUUCUAAACCUCCUUCAAAACCCAAAAACCCCGAAUUAUCAUCAAACCGAAAGAACUACUCCAACUUAUUUCAGCCUUACCUCUCAUUUCACCAUCCUGGUACAUGCCUCCUCCUCGCCAUUCUCCUCCUCCACAUAUUCCUCCUCCUCUCCGCUCGCUCUCUCCCUUUCUUCCCCACUUCCCACCCCUCAAAAAUCCUCUUCCCUCCUUCCACUACCGUCACACCUGGUCACUCCGCCACCCUUGAUGUUGAUGGCUCUAACCAAACGGCCCUGAACUUGAACGUCCUCUGCCCAUAUGGUAAAGUCUACGUUUAUGACCUCCCAUCAUUUUUUAACCAUGAAUUGCUAAAAAAUUGCCAUGAGCUGAGCCCCUGGAACUCAGGCUGCGACUUGUUUUCGAAUCACGGCUUCGGAAAAGUCGCAAAUGGGAUUUCAAAACUUGUCCCCGAAAAUCUCAGGCAUGCAUGGCACUGGACUGACCAAUUUGCUUUGGAGAUGCUUCACCACAACCGAAUGAUGAAUUAUCGUUGCAGAAGUUUGGAGCCCGAAUCUGCUACUGCGUUCUACAUACCUUUUUACGCGGGACUAGCAGUGGGAAAGUACCUAUGGUAUAAUCAUACAUUCGAGGACCGCGAUCGGUACUGCGAGAUGAUGCUGGAUUGGGUGAAUAAUCAGCCUUACUGGAACAGAUCCCACGGCUGGGAUCAUUUUAUUACAAUGGGCCGGAUCACAUGGGAUUUCCGCCGAAUCGAAGGCCGCGUCUGGGGAUCCAGCUGUAUUUACAUGCCUGGAAUGAGAAACAUCACGCGCUUGUUGAUAGAGCGCAACCCGUGGGACUAUUUCGAUGUCGGUGUGCCAUAUCCCACCGGAUUCCACCCCAGCACAGCCUCUGACGUCACGGGCUGGCAGGAUUUUGUACGCCAGCAUCAGCGGAAGACUCUAUACUGCUUCGCGGGAGGCACACGCGGGUUUUACAGGAACGACUUUAGAGGACUGUUACUGAGUCAGUGCUACAACAACUCGGACGCUUGCCGAGUCGUGGAUUGCACCGGCUCCAAGUGCUCUAACGGGACUUCAGCAAUUCUCGAAUCGUUUCUGGACUCGGACUUUUGUUUACAGCCGAGGGGUGACAGUUUCACUCGUCGGUCCAUUUUUGAUUGCAUGGUGGCCGGUUCAAUCCCGGUUUUCUUCUGGAGGAGAACGGCUUACAUGCAGUACGCUUGGUUUUUACCCAGUCAACCGGACAGUUACUCGGUGUUCAUACACAGGGGAGAGGUGCAGAAUGGAACCACGUCAAUUAGAGCGGUCCUUGAGAGCAUAAGCAAAGAGAAGGUAAAAAUGAUGAGAGAAAAAGUAAUCGAAUAUCUACCAAGAAUUGUGUAUGCAAAACCAAACGAGGGGUUGGAAGGCAUUAAAGAUGCAUUUGAUAUAGCCGUUGAGGGGGUUUUGAGGAGGGUUAAACAAAAAGAGGGUGUUUACAAGUGAUAAUUCCAUCAAUACUUUUCUUAUCUUAAAAAUAUAUAGAAUGGAGGGGGGGUUACAAAUGUACUCAAGGGGAUAACCUGAAUUUCUCAUUACGCGGGUAUUAUUUUAGAUUAAAAGGAGCAUGAAAUAUUAGGUUUAAUUUCUUCUGUAAUAUAUAUAUGUAUACUUUUUGGGUCUCAAAAUACAUUUGUGUUACAUAUGUAUACGCUCCAUUUCUCUGGCAAUUAGAAGAAUGUUGAACAUGUA